This is a messenger RNA of Blastomyces dermatitidis ER-3, 3226 nucleotides long. RefSeq names its product methionyl-tRNA formyltransferase. The record is from RefSeq and is a predicted model, not a curated record. The transcript is spliced from 4 exons. Gene Ontology annotation, molecular function: methionyl-tRNA formyltransferase activity. Gene Ontology annotation, biological process: biosynthetic process; conversion of methionyl-tRNA to N-formyl-methionyl-tRNA. Gene Ontology annotation, cellular component: mitochondrion. The coding region runs from base 63 to 1259 and encodes 398 amino acids. NCBI's taxonomy places the organism in Eukaryota, Fungi, Ascomycota, Eurotiomycetes, Onygenales, Ajellomycetaceae.
CUAGUUAACCUCAAUCUUUACAUUCAGUUUCCAAACACCAGAUCAACUUCCUUCAUGGCCUAAUGAAUUAUAUGGUGACCUCGGGGCUAUUUAUUCUGCGUCGGCCAUUUCUGGUUCGUACGACUCAUGUUAAAGUUCGAUAUGCCUCCACCAAGUCAUGCGACCCUCUGAGGAUCCUCUUCUGCGGGUCAGAUAGCUUCAGCAUAGCUUCGUUGAAGGCGCUGUGCAAGGAACGCGGAAAUAAUCCGGAAUCGAUCGCCUCAAUUGAUGUUGUCUGCAGGCCUGGGAAGAGGGUUGGACGGGGGCUGAAAAACAUUCAGGAAGUCCCAAUUAAAGCUUCUGCGACGCACCUGUCUCUCCCUAUCCACGAAAUUGAUACAUUUACCGGCUGGAAACCUCCGCAACCACAGGGGCAUCCCAUAAAUCUCAUCGUUGCUGUAUCGUUUGGUCUUUUUAUACCUCCUCGAAUCUUGAGCUCCGCAAAAUAUGGAGGUCUUAACGUCCAUCCUUCUCUACUCCCAGACUUUCGAGGACCGGCACCCUUACACCACACAUUGUUAGCCGGGGAAACGAAAACGGGAGUUACACUGCAAACACUUGAUCCAAGGGAAUUCGACCAUGGAGUAAUUCUUGAUCAAACCCCACCUCCAGGUUUUAGCAUACCAGAUCCAGAUACAUGCGAUGUUCCGCGGCUGCUGGAUUUGGUCUCGGACAAAGGCGCCCAAAUGCUUGUAGCAGGUAUUCGAAACCGAGUCUUUGUUCCCCCAUUGAAAAGUGUGGGAUGGUACAAACCAGAUAAUGAAGCUGCUCUGCGACAUGCUGGGAAGAUCAAGCCGGAAGAUCGACAUAUAAAUUGGAGUUCCUGGACCGCGCAAGAGAUAAGUCGACGCCAACGAGUGCUCGGCCCUCUGUGGAAUAAUGCCGUCACUGAGGCUGGCUCUCCAGGUUCUGGAAUCUACGAGACAAAGAGAAUAAUAUUUACCAAGAUGGCACUUGAUGAGUCUAUUGCGGGUGUUCUCGAUUCCGUCAAACUGGACCCUGGCGUGAUAUUCGCAUCGGAUUCUCGGACGAAUGCCAGUGAGCUGGACCGUCCCCUAUACGUAACAACGUGCGACCGGAAGAUUUUCCGGAUAGACGAAAUUAAAGUCCAAGGCCAACAAUCCGCACCGGCUUAUCGAGCCGCUAAGAAGGGAAAAUUGUUGGAUAUUCAGCCUAUGUCUUCUCCGUUGCCCGCUAAAUUCUUUGCGGGCCUUGUAUGAUACUGACCUCUGUUAAGGGGUAUGGAAAGGCACACAACACAACUAGGAAUCAUUUAUUCGUUGGAAUCUAUGCAUUGAAUUCCUUCGAGUUACGCAGGGGUUGGGUGUACAAUAGGUGUAUGUAUACUUUAUAUUAUUGUACUACGAUCUGUCUAUCUGUUUGCCUACCAUAAACAUGGCGGCUUACGCAGUUAUAUUUAAACCAUCUCCCAUUUCAUUUGCCCUCCUUUUAGUGCAAUCGACAUGGAUCACCCAGGUAUUUCUUCCCAGCAGCACAUGAAUUACCGGAAAUAGUACCCGGAAUCUAUAUCACAGUCAGUGGCUUUAAUAAGCCAAAGACUUCGAAGAUGUGGUUUAACUUACCAACUUGAAUCUGUUGCCCAGUCAUAGAGGUGUUUUUGGCAAUUGUGAUGAAUAUAUCAGCGCAGUCAUCAAGCUCAGGCUAUGAUAUGUGGUUAGCAUGUCUCCCAUUAACAACUAUGAAAGGUCGGCUUGUUACUUACAACGUGCUUUAAAGCAACCUUAUCUAUAUAGUCCUGGAUGGCUUCCUUGGGGAAUCUCUCGCCCUGUGUCCACAUUGUUAAUCGAAAUAGCCUAGAACUGGCAUAUCUCAUCUAGGUUACACUCACCCAUUCGGUGAGGAGAAGCCCUGGGAGGACAGCAUUAGUUCGGAUCUUGGGCCCCUGAGAUGAAGCGAGCGCUUUCAUCAAAUGCAACCCUAUAGUCGAGAUGGUUAGAACACUGGCAGCCAUGUUUGGAGUGUCCAUAUCCGCUCACCUGCUGCCUUGGAGACGGAGUAUGCCAUGCUACUCCCUCCUGGAGUAAUGCCCUAUAACACAUAUCUUCAGCAGAAGUUUUUCCCUCAAACGGAAAUCAACAAUAAUAUCUAACCGCUGUGGAAGAAGUUAUGAUAAACACCCCGCCUUCGGGGUUAGCGCUAAACGUCGGUUCCGCCUCUCGGAAGAUGUGAAGAUUUGCUUUGACAUUAGUUGCCCAGCACUGCCAAUAUCAACAAGAGUGAACAGUGAACAUGGAAGAUUAGCUCUUGCGUCUUUCUAACUUUCUCUCUCUCUCUCUCUCUCGUGCUUAAUGUGGAUAGUAUGUUAGGGCCUUCAAACCAUACCUUGUCCCAUUCAUCUUCAUUCAAUGCAUUCAGAUCGUCGAAUUGGGACAUUUUCGUCCACCCCUAAAAAUGUCAUUAUUGAAGGAAAAUGUUUUUACAUAUGGUGACGAGGAAAAGUAUGUGAGAGGACGGGGGAGCCAUACAGCGUUAGAGAUCACGAUAUCUAGGCCUCCCAACUGCUCAAUCGUUUGCUUGACGAGCUUGAUGCAAUCUGCCUGUAUACCAACAUCCUAUAUUUGGUUAGAUAUUUCAUUCUCUGAAGUUAACACCGCUCUCAUUUUCUCUCAUCUUUGCAAUACCUGUAAGCCCAAUAUAAAAAGAAAAGAAAAGAGACUUGUACAUACUGCUUGGACGAGAAUGACUUUGGCAUUGAAUUCUUUCUCCAGCUUCUCAGCAGUUUCCUUCGCGCGAGCUUCGUUUGAUACAUAAUUCAGGGCGAUAUUGGAGCCUUCCGCUGCGAAUUUCUCUGCCACCAGAGCUCCCAGGCCUCUAUAUAAAAUGGAGAAAAGACAGAAAGUUAGAUUUCAGUUCAAUUGUUCUUUUCCCUUUCUACCAUUCUUUUGGAUUUCCCACCCCCUUCCCUGCAGAGUCCUGAGGAGGGGUGGGGGUGGGGGUGGGUUUGAUAGCAUAUCACAAAACAACACUUCAAGGAGGAUAAAUAUAUCGGACCUUGAGCCUCCAGUAAUAAGGACAUUUCUUCCCUUGAGAGAAUAUGGCAUGGUUGUGUUGGAUUGGAUUGGAUUGGAUUAUAUAGUUGUUGUGGUUUGAUUCAAGAGGAAAAAUCUUGGGAGUGCUGGGCCGCAGGGGUUAAAGACAUCCAGAGCAUAUAUAUAUAGUACUCUAU